UGCUCGAUAAAGGGCAAUGCUUUCUACAGUAAUGCAGUGUGUACUCCACCCCCUUUAAUUUAGAAAAAUCAGCAAAUGCAUGUUUUCAAUCAGAAAGUACAUAACUGGGUUGCAGAAUUGCAGAAACCUGACAAGACCAUCUACCAUGAAGAAUCAAUCAUGACUGGGCAUACAUUGUUGUACAUCCUCCCCUUAUCGGAAAGCCUUUUGGACUGGAUGAUAUUGAUGUACCUCAAUUCAACAUCAAUAUCCAAGUGCAUUUUGAAGUACCUGAGCAAUAAUGUUUUAGACAACUUGUCAGCUAGUAAAUCAUUUAUCUUUUACAUAGCAAUAAACACAUUGCAAAUAACAAGUUCCAUAACAACUUUUCAUAACAAUCAAUUUACAAGAGUCAGCAUGCUCUUUCAUCAUCAUACAAGGUGACGUGUUUAAUGUGCUGAAAACCAUUAACAAAUGAUAAAAGCUUCGUUAACAGGCAAGGCCACACCCAUGUGAAGUUAAGAUAUUUGAUCCACUAACGCACUGUUUUUGUAACAUUUGGGGACCUUAGAUAAAUGUUUUACCAUACAUAUAAUGAUAUAUGCUACAAAUUGGCAUACAGUAUUUGCUUAAACAAGUGAAUCCCCCACUUGACUAAUUGGAAUUCAAUGCUCACAAUCAAUGAAUAUUACAUAAGCAUAUGGCAAGCAUUUCCUAUGAAAGGUGUUCUUAUGCAAUUUCCAUUUGUUAUCAGCAUCAAGAAAAACCUAUUUUAUAGCUAAUUAGUAGAACAGACACUGACAGAUUAUUGCAAUAUACUGGUAUAUCCAUUAACCACGCUUUUGAGACAAUAACAGCAUACCCUUUACCUUACUGACGCAAAGCCUCCCUAUACCAGAAUACCUCAAAAAUGUGAUGACUUAAUACAUCCAUUCAAACUUCUUUUGUAGCUACACAAUUACCAUGUAUAGACUGAUAACAUGUCAAGCCAUGCCUCAGACUGAGUUGACAUAAUGAUACGUCCCCUUGACAGUGACAUUGUGUCUAAGCUGCGGUCUGGUGUUGCAGUGGCUACAUAUGCUCAGUGUGUGGAGGAGCUGGUACUUAACUCACUGGACGCAGGUUCAACCUGUGUUGCAGUAAGAGUUGACUUGAUGUAUAAUAAGAUUCAAGUGGUAGAUAACGGGAAUGGAAUUGAUCCAAAUGAGAUGCACCUUGUUGGAGAGAGGUACUCCACCAGCAAAUGCCAUGAGAUAACUGAUCUAGACAACCUCAGGUAUUAUGGAUAUCGUGGUGAGGCUUUGGCAAGUAUUCGAGAUAUAGCUGCAAUCUUGGAAAUCCAGUCAAAGACUAAACAGACUGGUAAUAUGUAUUACAAGAUCUUUCGUAAUGGUAACCUACUGGAGAGUGGAAAAUCAAAGCAACGACGUCCAAGUGUAGGAACAACAGUCACAGCUCUUGACAUGUUCUACAAUUUACCAGUCAGAAGAAAAGGUAUGAAUGUAUCACUAGAGAUGGAAAAAAUCCGCAACAGAAUUGAAUGCAUUGCCCUGAUACACCCAAAUGCCUCUCUUUCACUAAGAGAUGACACAUCAGGGACCAAACUUCUGCAGACCCAUAAGAGUAGCACAGUCAUUGGAGCAUUUACUCAUCUGUUUGGAUCCUCAAAGGCGAGACACCUGAAGAAGGUAGAGAGCAGAAACGGUCAGUUUCAGUUACAAGGCUAUAUCAGCAAAGAAGGACAUUCAAAUCGCAAUUUGCAAUUCAUUUACAUCAAUGAGCGGCUGUUGCUUAAAACUAAACUACAUAAGUUUGUGAAUCAUCUACUUUCUAAAUCCAUGAUUGUAAGGAAGAGAACCAGAAUAGAUGAAAGACAAAAGGGGACCCCUGACUAUACUGUCGCAACAUCAAGCCCAUCAAGACAGGUGGAUAGGUAUGGGAUUUUUGUGUUAAAUAUUACUUGCUCCCUCACAGAGUAUGAUAUCACCCUUGACCCUGCUAAAACAUUAGUAGAAUUCAAGAACUGGGAUGGAAUCUUAGCAUGUAUUCAACAGGGAGUGCAGGGAUUUUUGGAAAGGGAAAAUCUACUUAUGGGGUUGGAAAAACCAAAAUCAGAGAAUGAGUCAGGGAAAUUGAACUUGGAUGGUUUGUCUGCUGAUGGCGAAAUUGUCCUAGUUCCACCAGACAGUGCCGAAGAUAGAGAAAAAUCAGAGAAGCAGGGUGGAGAAGAAGCCAAUGCCAAGGGUCUUGAUCUAGAUGCUACUUCAGGAGGAGCUGGAGCAAAAAAAUGUGGCAGCAGUAUAUGUGCUUUCAACACAACCAAUAAUUUGGUGUCUAAAACAGUGAAAAGAAAACUCCCACUCACAGUGUCUCUUAAUGAAAAAGUAGAAGGAUCACCUAAAGAAAUAAAUGAGGCAGAAAGCUUGCAUUCAUGUGGAUCAAGUCAGGGCAGAAAUGUUCACAGCAUGGAAAAGACUAGUCCUCUUCAAAUUACACCAGAAAAGUCUGGAACCUCCUCUCAGCACGGUCUUGAAAAUCCUACAUUUUGUGGCCUUUCACCAGAGUCUGGCAGUGAAGGCAAAACAUCUGAAGAUUCAGAAGAAUUACCAACAAUAAGAAAACCUAGAAAAAAACCACAGAAACAUUCAUCUGACACAGAGUGCUGUUUGUCCCAAAUGCAAGAAGAUUCAUUGAAUCAGUUUCUUACCCCAUAUUCGAUGAGUAACAAUCACGGUGAAGGAAAAAUGAAAGAUGAUAUAGGGACAGAAAGCCAAGGGCAAAAUGAUAUUGAUUCAAGUUCUGGUCUCUCUGUGUCUUCUGAAGAAAUCACACCUGGACAAGGUACACCAAGGGUAACACAUUCUAAACUCAAAUGUUUAACCCCAGUAGUGAAACCUGCUGAAUGUUCUGGUCCAAACUCAACAUGUAGUAGAGAACCUAUCUCAGAAAGAAAAUCAGAGUGUGAUAAGUGCAGGAGAGAUCCAUGUGUAUGCAUCUCAGGGCAGCCUUUCUGUGAUAAAGACAAAAAGCAUGGAGACAUAAAGAAUUUGACAAUUGGAUGUGAACAACCAUCUGGAUUGACACCGUUGAAGAAACUACGUCAAAAGAUAUCAGCUAGAGAUAAGAAUUCCACAAAAUCUAGCAUAUUCUACAGAAGUUGUGUUCCUGGGACUGAACCAUUUUCCCAGGAGAAGGAUGUUACUGCUUCUGCAAGCAAUCAAAAUGCCAAUAGUUUUAACAGCUCAGAUCACUUUCAGAAGAGAAAGAGUAUUGAUAAUACUGAGGAAAGCUGUGCAAAGAAUACAAAUCAUGAUUUGCCUAAAAAGAUAAUGACACUGACAGACUUGCGCACUCUCAACAAAAUGAAAAAUUCAAACCAGUACAGCAGACCAGACAAGCUUGUUGAACUGAAACCACUGAAGAAAAUCAGAGAAAAACUGUCAAGUUUCAAGAGGACUGAAGGAGUUCAGAAGACUAAAGCAGAAGAUAUGUAUUCAACUCCACAAGAAUUGAUUAGGAAAGAUGGUAGUAUUCCUCCUCCUUGUACCCCAAAACUUGGGUGUGCUUCAAAUUUACAUCAUUGGAGCUCUUCCCAUGAUUACAGUGCUAGGAAAAAAGAAAAUGAAACUUGUCAUACGGUGAGACAUUCCACACCACUGACCACUGCAACAGAAAAAGACUCCUUUGGAAUUCCUUCAAUCUCAGUUAUUCCUCGAGAAUGUGAUGAAAAUAAGAGAAUUGAUAUGCAAGAACAUUAUGAUGGUUGUCAGUCUGACAUCAGAAAUCGUAAUGAUUCUUACCUUCAUCAUUCUUCAAUUAUCGAUGAAAGUGGCAAACAAGGAGGUGUUUCCUUGGUCAAUAGCCUGAACUUAAUGACUGCAGAUGCUACAGUUAACAGAAGUAGUCUCAAAAAUGUCAGCUUGUUUAAAGAGCCAUCUGUGGACACAUUUCAAAACUAUGCCUUUCCUUCCAAGAAAAAUUACACACCAGAAAAUGAUCUCACUCCUGUGCCUCCAUGUACAAACUCUUAUCCUGCCUGUGAUUUAGCCUCAUACUGUCAAAGUUUCUACAGAGACAGGUUUGGCCCGCUCUGUCUGGAGUCUUCUGUGCAACAAGCAGUGAAAAUUAUGUCCUCAGAUGACUUACUGCAUUCACUAGGAAACCAGAAUGAUAUUUUACCAUAUGGGAAUGAUCAUGGUGGUAUAAAAAAACAAAAUGAUCCACCGCAUGUGACACUGCCAUCUGGUGAUCUUCCCUUUAAGUCCUAUUGCAAAGAUGAAUCUUUGUAUCCUCUCUCCACGUCAAAAACAGACACAUUGAAAAACUGUAAUCUGUGUUACACCCCAAAAAAGAAGGACAACAAUGAUGACAACAGUACAUUGCUAAGCAUUGCCACAAAACAGCCUAGCACUGGCAUAUGUGGAGAGCCCAAUUCUUUUGAAAACAUUGACAAUUUGACACACAAUGACUUAUCCACCAAACUUAAAUCCAGACAUAGAUCACCUGGUGAAAAUACUAAUACUAUACCCACUGCCUUGGCUGACUUUGAGGGUCUAUCAGAGAUCUGUGAGUCACAGGGGUUCUCACUGACAGGACAGGCAGUGACUGAUUAUUUGGAAAAGGGAAUGGAUGUGGAUCUUGCCAUGGCAGUAAGUUCAACCCAACCCUUUAACCUGUCAGAUAUUUCAAGUGGUAGUGUUGGUGAUAGUGGUUUUAUAUCUACUUCAUUUUCACAUGACUACAAAGCUGCAAGUUUAUCUAGGAGCCUGGAUGAUUUUUUACCUCCACCCACAAUUGCCAGGUUUCAGCAGUUUGCAAUCCCAAGAACAGACAGAAAACAUUGCGACCAGGACAUGAAUAAAGAGGAUGAAGACAAGUUGAACAUUACAUGUGAAAUAAAAAGGUUGUGUGAGGGGAAAGGAAGAAGGCACAGUCCAGAAAACCUUCACAUGUUUUCAUUACCUCCUAAAAUAGCUAGACUUACUGAGCUGGAUCACCCAAGAGGAAAUGCUGACAAAAAUAUGAAGAUGAAUUAUCAGAGCAGUGUUGACCUUAUUGAUGUAAUGGACACUUCUGAUCCAGAGAAUUGGAGCCAUCAAGAUUGUGAAUCACUUACCACUCAGGUGGAGCCUACAGAUAGUUGGAUUACAGGGGAUGGAUGCCCAGGGGAUAAGAAGUCAAGUCAGCAGUCUGGUCAAGCUACAGUUAACCAGGAUGGUCAGAUGACAAUUGGUCAGUGUGAUGAAAGAAAAAGAGGUGAUAUCUAUGUUGACCAAGAAGGCCUAGUGGACAGAGACCAGUGUGACAAAGAUGAUGCUUCUACUGGCAGAUCUGAAUCAGACUCAAAGGUUGGCAAAGCAGAGACACUAAAAGCCAGUUCUGUGCCAGAGACCAAUACAGUGCAUUGUGGGUUUGGUCUUCUUAGUCAGCAGUGGAUUUGUAGGAUUGAUCCCAAAACAGGAAGAACAAUCUAUGUCAACCGUGUAAAUGGAAAUACCACCUUUGACAAACCAGUGACAGAUUUGCCACAAGAACAAAAUGGUGAUAAAACUGCCUUUACCCUUGUAAAACACCACAAACUUCUCACAGACAAUGCAGAUGCUUUCUUGCCUGCAGUCCAAAGAAGAGAGAAGACCACCACAGCUCCUUCACUGUCUCCAGUCUCACAGGAGAGUUUGUCAGCUCUGUGGCUCCAGCACCAGGACCUGCAGGAAGAGGAGAGCACUGUAAAAUGGAGGGAUGCUGACUGUAAAAGAAAUUGUGACAGUCUCAGUGGGGAGGUGCAGUCACUGUUGGAUAAAUGGGAGAAUCCAGUCCUCAAAUCUUCUGAUCAGUCUAUUCCAAAUCUGAAUGUGUUUGGCACCCAGAGUGCUGGCAUUUACCCAUUCAAAUUUACCAAGGACAUGUUUAACAGGAUAGAGGUGGUUCAGCAGAUUGAUAAUAAAUUUAUUGCCUGUAUGGUAUCCUUGAAUCAAGAAUGUUCAGCCAUGCCUACACCGCCUGUGGCAGAGAAUGCUUCAAGAAAAUAUAAGCAGUGAGGAAAUAGAAAGUGAAAACAAUGGAAUUAAACAUUCAUGAAUAUUAACUGAUACCCAUUUAAGGUGUUAUUUAUCUCCAUGUUGCAUUUGUUAUUGUUUGUGAAGUACAGUUUGGCCUUCGAGUGUCCAAACAUAGUAGUCAUCCAGAUCUCUGUCAUGCACAUUGGUGAAUGAAAAAAAAUGUAACUCUCAUGUAAUUUUCCAUAUGACAUUGAUGAAUAAAGAGUAAUUACCCAUUUCACUAAUUCAAAGUGAAAUUGUCUGUUUUUUAGU
Lingula anatina is the source of this 6290-nucleotide messenger RNA. RefSeq names its product DNA mismatch repair protein Mlh3-like. The record is from RefSeq and is a predicted model, not a curated record. Gene Ontology annotation, cellular component: mismatch repair complex. Gene Ontology annotation, molecular function: ATP binding; ATP-dependent DNA damage sensor activity; ATP hydrolysis activity. Gene Ontology annotation, biological process: mismatch repair. Lineage: Eukaryota; Metazoa; Brachiopoda; Lingulata; Lingulida; Lingulidae.